AUGUAUUUGGCGUACAAAUACGUCCGCGACAAGAGGCGUGCAGCUAAGGCAACCCACGACGCCGAACACAAUGGCCUCUCAGCCGCAACAGGUCCACCCCGCCCAGAGACGCAGCCGAAGGGCAAGGCCAUCGCUCUAUCCAAGAGCACUCAGUGGAAGCUUAUCCUCAUGGCCGCCCUCCUUGUGCCCGUUCUCUUGAGACGCUCGACUACACAGGUCGUAUCUUCAUUUCCUUUAGCCGAUUUGUCUGACAUCCCUUCUCAUUCGACCGCAGUGGUUGCCACCGCCCAGGUGCACAUCUCAUCCGUGUUCAACCGGCUUGAUCUACAGAGUUAUAUUGGAACGAUAUAUCUCCUCACCUCGACCGUAUUCCUCCCUCUCUUCGCCUCACUCGCCGAUGUCUGGGGGCGCCACUGGGCUCUACAAUUUGCACUCUUCUGCUUCUUGCUCGGCAGUGCUAUUAGCACGAUGACACGAAUCAUCAUGUCAGACUCGAAUUCCCUGGACGACAACAACUGGCAGCAGUCCAUGCUCUUCUUCCUCUACACAAUCGGUUACUGCGUGGGCCCCGUCAUUGGUGGUGCGCUCACUAGUGUCAACUUCCGUUGGAUCUUCGCCAUCAAUCUUCCGGCUGCUCUCGCAGCUAUGGUCCUCACUUUCUUCAUUGUCCGUGGUCGCACCAAGGGUCCGCAGCCCGCACACAACCAAGCCCUGCCCUUCGAUGGAUCUACCGCUAUGGAUGCACCUCACGAAACCUUUACUCAGAAGCUUCUUCGCAUCGACUGGGUCGGCGCCGUGCUCUUCAUGAUCGCCGGCAUCACCCUCCUCCUUGCCCUCAACUGGGGCUCCACCACAACCUCCUCCUGGUCCGAGCCGCGCGUGAUCGCCUGCUUCGCCGUCGCCGGCGUAGCCUACAUCGCCUGGAUCGCGUGGGAGAACGCCCUCGAGCGCCGCCAGGCGCGCGACGGCACGAGCCGCAAUCCACUCAUGCGCACCGACCCGAUGAUCCCACUUGAGCUCUUCAAGAGCAAGGACCUCGUCAUCGCCCAGCUCGGCGUGUUCGUGAGCGGGAUGGUCAUGAUCGUCAUGUUUUACUUCAUAGCCAUCUUCUUCACCAUCGUCUCCGGCCUCACCGGCACCGAGGCGGGCCAGCAGCUGCUCUACUUCGCGCCUGGCCUCGGUGCCGGCGCGCUGAUCUCCAUCCAGUUCAUGAAGUUCCUCCGCCAGCCCAAGAUCCCCAUCGUCCUCGGCUCGAUCAUCAUCACCACCUCGCUCCCGCUCAUCGCGUGGGCCAUGGGCCUGAACGACCAGAAAAAGGUCCAAGGCUUCCUCGUCCUGGCCGGAGCCGGCGUCGGCAUGUCCAUCGGCCCGCUCGCCAUCCACUGCCGCUUCUCCCAGCCCACCUCGCGCGUCGCCGUCGUCUCCGCGCUCACCCUCUUCUCCCGCUCGCUCGGCGGCACCGUCGGCCUCGCGCAGUGCGGCGCGGUGCUCAACGCCAAGGUCUCCCAGACGCUCGCCGCGCGCGUCGCCGCGGGCGAGCUCCCCGCGGCCGUCGGCGCCGCGCUCGCGGACGGCGUCUCGGGCCUCAGCGCGGCGGGCGGCGGGCUCGACGCGCUCCCCCCCGCGGCGGUCGCGCUCGUCCAGGCGGCGUUCCAGGAGGGGAGCAAGUGGGCGUUCUACAGCCUGAUACCGUGGGCGGGCGUCGCGCUCGUGCUCUCCGUCUUCCUGAGCGACAUCAAGGACACGGACGCGGAGGCGAAGGCGGGCACGGCGGCAAGCGACGAGAAGGAGGUGAAGCCCUUGGGCAAGACCGACUCGUCAGUAUGA
Epithele typhae is the source of this 1827-nucleotide messenger RNA. RefSeq names its product MFS general substrate transporter. Gene Ontology annotation, cellular component: fungal-type vacuole membrane. The coding region runs from base 1 to 1827 and encodes 608 amino acids. The record is from RefSeq and is a predicted model, not a curated record. Gene Ontology annotation, biological process: transmembrane transport; basic amino acid transport. NCBI's taxonomy places the organism in Eukaryota, Fungi, Basidiomycota, Agaricomycetes, Polyporales, Epitheliaceae. The transcript has 7 exons. Gene Ontology annotation, molecular function: basic amino acid transmembrane transporter activity.